Bipolaris zeicola 26-R-13 is the source of this 1917-nucleotide messenger RNA. RefSeq names its product GMC oxidoreductase. Gene Ontology annotation, molecular function: oxidoreductase activity, acting on CH-OH group of donors; flavin adenine dinucleotide binding. The coding region runs from base 1 to 1917 and encodes 638 amino acids. The record is from RefSeq and is a predicted model, not a curated record. The transcript is spliced from 2 exons. Gene Ontology annotation, biological process: secondary metabolite biosynthetic process. NCBI's taxonomy places the organism in Eukaryota, Fungi, Ascomycota, Dothideomycetes, Pleosporales, Pleosporaceae.
AUGUCUUUAAUUUUAUCUGGUCUUUUGUUUCUUUCCUCUUUCGUACCACGCAUAACCAAUCCCCAAAAUGGUGGUAACAGCAAUACGGAGCCCGAUGUUGGCGGGCAAAUCUUUGACUUCAUUAUUGUGGGCGGAGGACUAACUGGACUCACUGUUGCCAACCGGCUUAGUGAAGACUCGGGCCGCACUGUGCUCGUAAUAGAAAAUGGGUACGCGGUUGAUGAUAUUUCAACGCGAGUACCCAGCUUCGCAAACAGCGUGAACAAACCGCUCAUGUACGAUAUUACUUCAGCAUAUGACACAAACACUGGUAGUUCACACCCCGUCUGGGUAGGGAACGUUCUGGGCGGAGGGUCAGUCGUCAAUGGCAUGGCCUUUGACCGUGCAUCUGCUGCCGACUACGAUGCUUGGGAACAACUAGGUAACAACGGAUGGAACUUCAACAAUCUCCUGUACUACUUCAAAAAAUCAACGACUUUCACACCGCCAACCGACUCCAAUGUCAAAGAGUUUGGCACCACAUACGACGCAUCGUACUACGGCACCAACGGCCCCAUCCAGGCUUCCUUCCCCAAAUUCGAGUAUCAAGACACCAAGACAAUCUGGGCGGCCUACAAGAGGGCUGGUGUGCCCUUGCCAAAGGAGCAAGGUUCAGGCAAAGCUGUAGGCGCGUUCUGGAUACCCACUGCUCUGCGACCCAAGACACAAACACGGUCUCACGCAAAGAAUGAAUACUAUGAUCCUAUCAAGAGCCGCAAGAACCUCGUAGUCAUCACCGGAAAUACCGUAAAUGAGAUUCUCUUCAACAGCGGUCUCUUGACCGGACUCACAGCUAGCGGCGUCCAAUACAAGUCGCGCAGGGAUGGCUCUGUUAAAAGGGUGUACGCUAGGAAUGAGGUGAUCAUGGCGGCUGGCGCAGUCUUUACGCCUCAAUUGCUUCAGCUCAGUGGCAUUGGCCCUAGGGACGUGCUCAGUGCCGCUGGUGUACCAGUGAAGAAGCAUAUGCCAGCCGUCGGUGCCAACAUGCAGGAUCACCCCAACGCCAACAUGAUGUUCGAUCUGCAAAACCUCGCUUUCCCAAACCCUUUCAGCGGCGCCAACCCGGACUUCAACACUACGGUGUGGUCUGAAUAUGAUAGCACCGCCAGUGGACCUCUCACUCAGGCCCAUGGCAGCAGCUUGGCUUUUUUGAGUCUGCAGACCAUCACGGACAAAUGUAACGAAAUUGUACAGACAGUAAAGUCGCAAGAUGUGCGCAGCUACCUCCCUGCUGUCUAUGGCGACUAUUACCUCUUGCGCGGAUUCCAAAAGCAACGCGACAUCAUUGCCAACCUCCACGCCAGUCCUGAUGCUGCCGUCGCCGAGUUCCCCAUGGUCCCUUUCGGUCUCGCCAUCAACGCCCUGCAGCGUCCGCUUUCUCGCGGCACAAUCACACUCAACCCAAAGAACAAGUACGGAAACCCCGUUGUCCAGUUCAACUCUCUGCAAAAUCCCGUCGACCGCCAAAUCAUUCUUGCAAUGGUCCGGUGGACGCGCAACCACUGGACGAGCCCCGAUCUCGCCAAAUUCUCCCCCGUCGAACUCUCACCCGGUGCUCAAGCGCAGACAGACGACGAGAUAAUCAACGAUCUCAUCGGGCAAAAUGGGCUUCAAGCCUCUUUUGCACACAUGUCUGGUAGCUGCUCGAUGAUGCCAGAAGCGUAUGGCGGCUGUGUGAGCAGCGAUCUUACCGUGUACGGUAUCAAGGGUCUCAGCAUCGUAGAUGCAAGUAUCAUUCCACUGAUCCCCGCAACACACUUGCAAUCCACAAUGUAUGCUGUUGCAGAGAAGGCAGCAGAUCUCAUCAAGAACAGGCAUUCUUUUAAUAUUCUGGAUCCCUUCUCCAUCUUCAAGGCGAGGAAAGUGAGUAUAUUCUAG